Molecule: messenger RNA, 4989 nt
Organism: Brassica napus (rape)
Lineage: Eukaryota; Viridiplantae; Streptophyta; Magnoliopsida; Brassicales; Brassicaceae
Product: F-box/kelch-repeat protein At5g39560-like
Exons: 3
Coding region: 2370-3689 (439 amino acids)
Molecular function (GO): protein binding
Source: RefSeq, a predicted model, not a curated record
GUUCUCUUCAUCUACAUGUCGUAACCAAUCUGUUGUCUUAAAGCUUAACUAGAUUUUGACCCGCGCUUUAUAUCAUUUUUAUAAAUGUCUAAUUACAUAAAUACUUUCAUUAUUAUAAUAUAUUGAUGAUAUAUGUUGUUUAUUUGAAGAUCAAAAUGUGUUACUCACUUACUUUAUACCGUUCUUACUGGACUGACAUCGGUUUGGACCAUGUUCUUACGAUAUAUUUUUAUCAUAGUCUAAAUUUAAUAUUUGAUUUUAUAAAUAUUUAUCGUGUGUUUAUUGUAAAAUAACACAGAGUUUUAUAAAUACAUGAUAAUUUCUAAUAAUAUAAGUUUUAAAAUUUUGUGCUCGAUUUAUUUAUAUUUGAAGUUUUUAAAAGAUAUGUGUAAAUUAUUUAUAUAUUUAAUUGUUAGUUGGAAAAAGAAAAUUUAAUAGUUAUUUUAUAUGUUUAAACAUGAAUUUUUAGAAAAUAGUAAUUAUGUUUUUGUAUUGGGCUCAAAUAUGUUUAUACAUGUUAAGUUUUAGAAAUUAUCAGACGUAAGAGCCCGUAUGAAAAAAGAUUAAUCAGCGUAUUGGGCUCAAAUAAUGUUUUCGUAAACUUGACCCACCCAAGUCGAGUACUUGGUCAUUUUUUUUGUUGGCCAAUUUAGUACUUGGUCGUAAAGACCGUUUACGUGUUGAAAUAAAAGAACAGAAAGGAAAGAAAGAUAAAAAAAGGACAGAUUCUUAACCGAUGAUCAAAUCGUUCCCCAUGGUGAAAAUCAAAGAUAGUCGACUAUUGCCUGAGUAAAUAACAACUCAGAAACUCGAAAUCAAAAGAUCGUAACAUGCAGAUGAAUCUGUUCUUAGAUCUGAAAUAUUAUGAAAGGGAACAGACGAUUACCAUGCUAUCAUCAUACGUCGGGGAUUCUGCAUAAAUCUGAAGAAACCUGAUGGAAACCACGAGCAAGAACAGUGGUGGAUUCAUUGUCUGCUCCGGCUGCAAGAGAGGAAAGGAUAUAUAAUACUACAACCGUGAAAGAUAAGUUCCUUUAAACAAUUGUAAAAAGAACUAUUUAUUUAAAUAGAAAGUUCUUAGACUUUUAGUCUGAUAUAUUCUGUUGUAAUAAGUAGACAGUAACAAACGCUUACAUUCUCAUCAGCCAAGAUGAAUUUUAUGGUUUCCCUUGAUAGUUGUAUGUUUUGUUUUCAAGAGUGUAGAACCUUCACAUGAAUAAACCAUGUAUUUUUCGAGGGACUCAAGUCUUUAAUGACAGUAACUUUUUCGUAGAAGUUUUCGUCGUUUGAAUUUGCAUGUUUGAAGCCAUAGUUUGUUUGACGGUGUGGGUUUGAAUAGGAAUAGGGCGUUGCCUAUUUAUAAUAAUAUCUAUAUGUUAAAGGGAGAGGUGCUUAGGUUAUAGGAGAAACUUGGGGAAUACUCUAAAUCGUAUCUAACCAGAUUGUGUAAACUUUAUUUUCGAUAUCAUUUAUGAUUACUAUUAGGCAAAUUCGGUUACCAAUUUCAAACCUAAGAUAUUUUCUGUGUGUUCGUCACAUUAAUUUUACUUCAAUCGUAUAAUCUUGUUAGUGAUUGAGCACCGUGAUUUUAGUUUAGUUAUAUUAGGGACCGUGAUUUUAGUUAAAUCGUAAAUUCUUGUUUCUAUAUAUUCUGUUUUAAAUUUAUUGUAAGCAAAUACGCAAAAAAAAAGGAAUGAGUUAGAGAAUAUACUUGGAAUUGAUUUAGUUUCAAAGGGAAAUUAAAUUAGUGGCUGUUUAAAAGUUCAAUACAAUUAUAAAACCAAAUUAUAUAGAACUUUAGAAAUCCACAAUUUGUUAAAUUCAGAAUAUACUGUAACACCUUUGGUUGAAAAUCGAUAUUCAUAUUUUUUGGGAUUAUUAAAGUGAUAAUACAAUGUAAAUAAUUUAUUUUAUCGACUUCAUAAAUUAAAUUUUAAAUAAGUUGGAAUGAACUCCAAUGUAAUUUGUACAUCGGUAAAAUUUUCUUACAUACGUUAUAGACGAAUGGUUCAUGGGCUUAAUAAGUUGGGUUUACACUUCACACGAAAUAGGCUAAAAUUGUUGGGCUGAAAUGGUGGUGAUAUUUUGAUUGGUCAAGCUUACUCUUGUUUCUGAUUGGUCGAGUUAUAAAUGGUCGUAAUUCAUUUUUUUUAAAAGAAAGGAAGUGGCAUUCCCUUGUAAUUAACUUGAAAAACUAAGGGCAGAAUCCUAGUAAAGAUUCUGUUUUAAUAGUAUAGAUUGAUAGAUUGAAUGUUUGGAGGAUGAAAAGGGUUAGCUCAAGACUAAUUAAUUAUAUAGCACAACUGAUAACGUUAUAAAUGAACGAGCCCAUUGCAUAUUUAGCCCAGUCGAUUUUAAUAUAAAAUGUGAUGGAAAAACUCUCGAGCAUGGCUAGAUUAUAUUCAAGACCUAAAAGAAGCACCAAAUCCAAAGUAGAGCAGCCACCCCCGAAGAAGAAGAAGGAGGAGAUGAAUACUACUACAGUCUCCACCAGGGCUAGCUUAUGUUCAAGACCUAUAAGAAGCACCAAAUUAGAGCAACCGCCGCAGAAGAAGAAGAAGGAGAGGAAUAGUAGUAGUGCAGGAUGGUUUUCACUACAACUAAUUCCAGAUGAGAUCGUUUUGAAUUGUAUAGCACGCAUCUCUAAAUCUCAGUACCGUUCACUCUCCUUAGUCUCCAAGACCUUCCGCUCUCUCAUCUCUUCCCCAGAGCUCUACAGGGUUCGCUCCCUGAUCGGAAACACAGAGCCUUGCCUCUGCAUACGCCAAGAGUUACCCACUCAUGAUCGCUGGUACAUUCUUGACCAAACUCUGGUAACUAGUACCAACAGUAAUGGUUUGAUUAAGGAUGAGUUUAACUUAUUACCUAUCACCACUUCGUCCUCUUUAUCAAAGUCAACCACUUUAGCCGUCGGUUUCGAAGUCUACCAAAUGGGAGGCGACCAGCUGCCAUCAUCCACCGUUCGUGUGCUUGAUUUUAGGACUCGCACUUGGCGUGAUGCUCCUGAUAUGGGGGUAGCAAGGAAACGCCCCGAGUCUGCUCUUAUAGACGGCAAGAUAUAUGUAGUUGGAGGAGAAACAAAGGAGUCCUCCUCCUGGCCUGAGGUUUUUGACCUAAAGUCUCAGACUUGGAAUCCAUUGCCUAGCCUCAAUGAUGACGACAAAGCUGAGGUUCAGCUUCGUAUAGGAGAGCUAUUGGCCACCACAAGUAACCAUAAAAGGUAUGCGUUUGACUCCAAACAAGGAACAUGGAAGGAACAACUAGCCCUUAUGGAACCACUAGGGCUUUCUUAUAAUAGGAGUGGACCUUGGUGCAUUAUAGACAAUGUAAAGUUUAGUGUUUUUAAGCGCAAGCUUAUGUGGUCUGAGCGUGGAAACUGGUUCAGUGUCAAGGGUUUGAAAGAUGUGUGUACCAAGCCUCAUGUUAACCACCAUACAACAAUUCAGUUAGCUAACCAUGGUGGUGGAAGUAUCCUAGUUAUAUGGGACGAGCUACAUUCACUCGAGUUUCCAGUGGCCGGGAAGACGCGGAAACAUGUCUGCAAAAACAGGAGAAUUUGGUGUGCUGUGAUUAAGUUGGAGAAGCGCUUCUUCGGAUUGAAGUUUGAGGUUUGGGGGAAGGUUGUACGGUCGAAUGCUUUGCUUACAGUCCCCAAAUCAUUCAAGUUAUUAAGCUGUGUUACCCUUUAAUUUGCUCUUCAUUUUCUUUUUUUUUUACAUUGGUUUUAUUGUGAAUUUUGGAUAUUUAUUACGGAGUAUAUAGGCCUUACGUGCCUUCUUUCAUUUUGGUCACGAUAAUAAUAAUAUUUCUGUAGCCAAGGCUUUCUUGAUAACCAAGCAAAUUAUGUACUAAACAGCAGAUGGACAAGGACAGGUUACAAUUGGAUAUACAAACUAGCAUUGACCUUGGGCUUCUAUACUAUUUUCUGCUUUUCCUAUACAUACAUUAUUGUCAUCAUUCAAAACAUUCUCUUAUGUCUGUUUUCCUUUUAAAAGAUAGUCAUGUGAUAGGUAACAUAAAGUCCAUGAAAGUAUCUUGUCAACUGCCCCUAACUUUUUUGUACAGUUACACAACUCACACCUUUAACAUGAAAACAGGGGCUUUGUUAUGUUUGCGUUCAGAGUAUUGAGAAAAUGUAUGGACACUCAACAAUGGAAGUAGAGAUAAAUUUCUCCAAGAUGAUUUUUCAUCUUUCCAGAAUUUAGCCUGACAGGAAUUUUAAAGCAAUUUUCAGUUAAUAGCACACAAUCUGGGUCUUAUUUUCCAGAUAGGAUCCAAGAAGAGCUCUUUCAUCUGAAGUGAGCUUUUUCAUUUAGACACCAAAGGUGUUAAUAUCCAAAUGAUGAUAAGCGGAGGAAACUAUUGUGACAUGGUAUGACAUGAUUCUGCGGUAUUUUUGUUUCUGAAUUGCCUAGGAUACUGAUUUUGAUGAUUUUAGAACAUUCAGUUUCUUUUGAAGCCAUUGCUUCUUCUCAGUUUCUGUUUUGUUCUGUUCUGUUCUUUUCAAGGUUUACAACAAAAUCACAACUUUUAUCCUCCGUGUAACAGUAUAGAAUCAUCACUGUUUACAUACUCAGCCAGUCAGCCCUCGGUUUCUGUUCUUUUCAAGGUUUACCUUGUCGGUUUCUGUUCUGUUCUUACAGCUCUUCUCUUGGGUAUUUAUCGAAAACAAGAAAUAGAAAGAAAAACUCAAUGGUAUCGAUUUGAUGAAGGAACCUCAGCCUAAGCAAGAGUACCGUACAUUUUUGAAGUGUAAGUUUCUUUUCCUUACCUACAUUUUGUUAUGCUGCUUUAAUCAUCUUCACUUUUGCUUUUAAGUCUCAGUACGUUUAGGCUUCCGUCUUUCCCCACUAGUUACAUUCAGUUUUCGUUGGACUACUUCAACCUAGCUUAGUUUCUAUCUUGAGUUAGUAUUUCGUAGCUUCACCAUCUUUUGUUAAAAACAUAUAUCCUUUUGACAUGUAGGCUUUGCCGCUUUGGUCUGUUAGA